CACUAUGCCUCGCAGAAUGAGUAAAAAUGGCUGAUAAUUGGGCUCGAUGAACUCCAGAUUGCUUGAUGGCCCAUACACAUUAGUCAUUGCUCCAAAAUUCGAGGAGAAGAUUCGGAACAGCACGGAAAAUAUGAUCCAAUAAGCUAUCACAAACAUGACACCACUGAUAAGCUGUAUUGAAGUGUCACUGAGGCUCGCUCACCGGAAAGGAGUCAGACGGACUCAAAACUCGGUCUCCGAGCACGUGCCAUGGUCUACUGCCAAGCCAUCCAGGAUUCCAGCGUCUCAUUCAUCCUCUGACAAUAGUACCCUUGUCACAAUAUCCUAAAUCUCAAAAUCAAGUCACCGUCGCACCUGAACAGCUCAAGAAACCAACAAUCAUGCACGGUCACAUGAAAGUUGUCAAGCCGAUAGGCUAUGAGAUGAAAUCAAAACUCGAAUCUGAAGACAAUUCAGACUCAGAAUCUGUAUCAUCAGGCAGCUCACCAACAUUCCAUCCCAAUGAUUGGCAGUCGAUAAGGAAAACUCAAAAAUCGUUCUACCUGGUUCUACCGAUUGCUUUUUUCGCCUCCUUCAGUAUGGCAAUUACGAAUCCCUCAACUCUGUUUGCUUACGCUACUUUGCUGUGUAAAGACGCAUUAGCAUGUCAGAAAGAAGAGGAGAACAGUUAUUCGGGCACCUUCGCAGCCUCAACUGCUGUGACGAACCUGUGUGGCAUUUUGGUGUUGGGGAUCCUUCCACUUCUCAGGAGGAUGAGCACAAAAGCGCCACUUUAUUUCUGGCUCAUCUCACGAGCACAUAGUGUUGGGUUUCUCAUGCUAGGAGUUUAUUUUGACAAUCUCUGGAUAGCUCUCUGCGGCCGAGUCUUUGAAGGUUUUGCCAAGGACAAUAUCCUUCAGCUAUGCCUGAACGCAAUCUUUGUUCAUGCUCCAGGUUAUAACCAAGUUUCUCAAUUCUUUGCUUUAUCACUUGCUUUGUUCAUGCUGGGUCAGGCUCUAGGAUCUAGUGUCGCUGGAAUAUUUUCGGACUUCAGGACGAGCUUUGUAUUGGCCAUUGGAAUGUUCGCUCUGUGCAUUAUUUACUUAUUCCUGGCAAUUCCAGAGAACAAGUUGGCUGGAAGUACGCGGGAAAUCACAGACGGAGAACCAUCAGAUCACGAAAGUAUGGGGAGACCAAGUCUAAUCAGGAAUUUUGUCGUAUCAGUGCGGUCACUCUUUGGUGAACCAGCUCUACUGCCGUUACAAUUCACAUUAUUGCUGUAUUUCGGAGGUGCAUCUUAUACACUCUCGGCGGUGAUGGUAUACGCAUCUUUACGCUUUCAAUUCACGGUCAAAGAGAAUGGGUGGCUAGUCUCGACCGCAGCAACAAGUGGCAGCAUCUAUCUUUUCGGUAUCCUCUUCAUUCUCAGGAAAAUCUGUCAUAGCAAAGCAGACGCCAAGGCCUUUGUUUGGUCAUCACGGAAGAGACCUCCUCCCGAUUUCUGGUUCGGCAUCGCAUCAUUGGCACUAUUUGCGCUCGCCGUGCCGUGCGUUGGACUUGCAUAUCAUGGCUGGCAUCUGUAUCCCAUUAUAGCUGUAACAGCCAUGGGCUUCUCAACCCCAACUUUCAUACGAACUUAUGCUGUCAGCUUGGUGUCAGAUGGAACACAGGCAAUUUCUAGUUUGGCGUUCAUGGAAGCUUCUGGAGCCCUCAUAUCACCACUUAUUUUGGGUGCUGUCCAAAGCAAGAUUGGAGUGAAAACAGUCUUUGUGGUAGCUUCAGGUAUGGUCAUCGUAGGGACGCUGUCUUUGCUUGGGAGUGCUUUCUGGAGGGGGUUCGGACGACGAAAAAGUGCUAUUCGAGCUAUUGAUAGUGUUGAUUAUCAGGCGCUAUGACAUUGACAAGAUACAGGUAUAGUAUAAAUGGAUUCUAACUAUUUUUAAGGUUCGAGCAGCCAGUAUCUUGAAACGCAUGUAGUUGAUGAAUGGUGAAGCUUAAUGUCGCUCCUUGCAAUGCUUCAGCAGACACACAGCCAUAAACGAGCCCCUGAAAUUAGCGAGCUUCACACGACUCCAAUCCCAC
This is a messenger RNA of Mollisia scopiformis, 2061 nucleotides long. Its product is annotated as MFS general substrate transporter. Bases 381 to 1874 code for a protein of 497 amino acids. The record is from RefSeq and is a predicted model, not a curated record. The transcript is spliced from 2 exons. Gene Ontology annotation, biological process: transmembrane transport. Lineage: Eukaryota; Fungi; Ascomycota; Leotiomycetes; Helotiales; Mollisiaceae. Gene Ontology annotation, molecular function: transmembrane transporter activity. Gene Ontology annotation, cellular component: membrane.